Messenger RNA from Phoenix dactylifera (date palm), 4426 nucleotides. RefSeq names its product kinesin-like protein KIN-12B. The record is from RefSeq and is a predicted model, not a curated record. Gene Ontology annotation, molecular function: microtubule binding; ATP binding; microtubule motor activity. Gene Ontology annotation, biological process: microtubule-based movement. NCBI's taxonomy places the organism in Eukaryota, Viridiplantae, Streptophyta, Magnoliopsida, Arecales, Arecaceae.
CUAGCGUCUCUCUCUCUCUCAGUCUCUCAGAUACACACGCACAAAUAUUUCUAGGGUUUCGGUCUCCGUUCCCAUCCAAAUCCUUCUUCCGAUCUCGAUGAAGGCCCCAUUGCCACCGAGGAGCGGAAGGGCGCCGCCCUCCGAAACCCUAACCCCUUCGAAGCAGCGACCACCGCGGGUUCCCAAGGAGAACGUGGAUCCCAACUCUAUGCCACAGGAAUCCUCUCCCUUCCGAUCACCCGCAGCCUCUGCGAAGCCCCUCGCAGCCAGGAGCCGGAGCCCUCUCCCACCGAGGCCACCGUCGUCGCCCGCUUCGAACCCUAGCGGCAACUCUCUCAAGAGGAAGCUGAAUUUGGACACCCUACCCGAGAAUGGAGCUCCGGUGAUGGUGCCUUCGGACUCCGGCGUCCAAGUGAUAGUUCGCAUGCGGCCUCCUAACGAGGAAGAGGAAGAGGGUGAUCGGAUCGUACAGAAGAUUUCUUCCGAUUCUAUUUCUAUCCUGGACCAUGUCUUCACCUUUGAUUCCGUUGCGGAUACCACAGCCACUCAGCAAGAUAUUUUCCAUCUUGUGGGGUUUCCAUUGGUGGAGAACUGCUUAGCUGGGUUCAACAGUUCCAUAUUUGCAUAUGGGCAGACUGGCAGUGGAAAGACAUAUACAAUGUGGGGACCUCCAAGUGCCUUGUCAGAUGAUGGCUCACUGGAUGAUCAGCGGGGAUUAACUCCCCGUGUCUUUGAGCGUCUCUUUUUGCGAAUAAAAGAAGAGCAAGCUAAGCAUUCUGAGAAGCAGCUGGUUUAUCAAUGCCGUUGCUCUUUUUUGGAGAUCUAUAAUGAGCAAAUUACAGACUUGUUGGAUCCAAGUCAAAAGCAUCUUCAGAUUAGAGAAGAUGUUCGAACCGGUGUUUAUGUUGAGCAUCUGACAGAGGAGUAUGUCUUUACGGUAAAGGAUGUAAUUCAACUGUUGAUAAAGGGUUUGGCAAAUCGGAGAACAGGUGCUACCAGUAUAAAUGUAGAGAGUUCCCGCUCACAUUGUGUUUUUACAUGUGUUGUCGAAUCCCGGUCCAAGGUAACAUCUUAUUGUUGGGCUGUGACUAGAACCUCAGCUAAAAGCAUGGCUGAUGGAUCAAGCAGCUUGAGGACAAGUAGAAUCAACCUUGUCGAUUUAGCAGGAUCAGAAAGACAAAAGCUGACAGGUGCAGCAGGGGAUCGCUUGAAGGAAGCUGGGAAUAUUAAUCGUUCCCUUUCACAACUUGGGAAUUUGAUUAACAUUCUUGCAGAAGUUUCUCAGUCUGGAAAACAGAGGCACAUUCCAUAUCGAGACUCCAAACUGUCAUUUCUACUUCAAGAAUCUCUUGGUGGCAAUGCAAAGUUGGCAAUGAUAUGUGCUAUAUCACCAUCACACAGCUGUAAGAGUGAAACAUUCAGCACCUUGAGAUUUGCACAGAGAGCAAAAUCCAUAAAAAACAAGGCAGUUAUAAAUGAAACAACUCAAGAUGAUGUUAAUGCUCUACGGGAGCAAAUUCGUCAACUAAAGGAUGAACUGCUUCGUAUGAAGUCUAAUGGUACCUGUGCAGAAAGCAACGGCGGUUAUUCAAAUGGAUGGAAUGCUCGCAGAAGCUUAAGCCUUUUAAGGUUGAGCCUUAAGUGUCCUACAGCAUUACCAAUUAUUGAAGGCGAUAGUGAUGAGGAGAUGGAAAUUGAUGAGGAUGAUGUUGAGAAAGUCUGCAUUCAGGCAUAUACACUUCCGUCUUCCUGUGAAGAAAACAGAAGUGAUUUGCAGAGGUCAUAUAAUCAGUUAGAGCAUUUGAAGAAAGUGAAAUCUCAUAAUGAUAAUGAGAUGGAUCAAGAACAUAUUUCCUUAAAGGAUUUACCUGUGCCAGACUAUGGAAGUGACCAAGUCAGUAAUUUGAUUGAUAUCAAAGUGGAAGGCUGUGAACUAGAUAAAAAUGUGGCAGAAGAAGUGGCAGGCUGUGAUUUAGAGAAAACAACAAAUGGACCAGUCUUUUCCAAGUCUUACACGCAAGAGCAUUGCUAUACAGAUAAUGUUGAUACAAUAAGUGAACUCAGGGAUAACAAGGCAUUGGAUGAUGGUUCUUUAGUAGACAAGACUUGUGAAAUGGUCUUGGACUUGCCAGAUAAUAGUAUUCCUAGAGAAGGCGAGCCACUAAAAGAAAUGAGUUCUGCAUGCCAAGAUAUAGCAGCAGGUGAAGAUUCCACAGUUGUCUCCCUUGCAGACUCGACUAAUAGUUCUUCCAGUUCUCCAGACUCUAUAAUGUUGUCCAGCCUUAGUGUUGUGCCUUGCCAGACAUCCCCAGUUCUUCAGCCACCUGCAUUUAGCAUCUCAGCCAGGACUGAGAACUACAGCAGAAAAAGUCUCAGAACAUCAUCAUCAGUGUCAGCAUCUGAGAAAAGUUUAUCGUUAUAUACGAAGUCUGAUUCUGGAUUGGACUUAUCAUUUGCAGAUGGUUUGAACAACCCUCCAAAUGCUUGUCUUAUUUGGCCAACUCAUAGUUCCCCAAAAUCAACUAAACGCCUGGCAGUCAGUCUCUGUCGUGGUCUUCAAAUGUUUGAUAGCCAUCAUGGUGGUUCAUCUCUAAGACAGUCAUUGUUUAGGUUUUCAAAACAACCUGUUGAUUUCAAGCGAUUACUUCCAAUUAUCAAGGUUAAUAUCGGUACACAAACACUCCCUCAAGAAUCAGACAUAUCAGAAGAUUCACUUAUAUAUAUAUGUAGUUAUUGCAAGAAUAAAGCUCCUCUUGAACAUGAUGAUGUCAAUGAGGGCAUGAAUUUGCAGUUAAUACCUACUGAUGGAUCAAAGACUGCUGGCAAAUGCAUUAAACAAGUUCCAAAAGUUGUGGAGAAGGUCUUGACUGGUGCCAUCAGGAGGGAAAUGGCACUUGAAGAUCUCUGUGCAAAGCAAGCUGUGGAAAUUGUCCAGUUAAAUCGAUUGGUCGAGCAAUACAAACAUGAGCGAGAAUGCAAUGCUGUAAUUGAGCAGACGCGUGAAGAUAAAAUUUCUCGCUUAGAAGGCCUUAUGGAUGGAAUUUUACCCGUGGAAGACUUUAUGGAGGAGGAGUUCAUCUCACUUAUGAAUGAGCACAAGCUUCUCAAACAGAAAUAUGAGAACAAUCCUGAAGUUUUGCGAGUGAAUAUCGAGCUAAAAAGAGUUCUGGGAGAGCUAGAUGGCUAUAGGAACUUCUUUGAUCUGGGUGAGAGAGAUGUAUUAAUGGAAGAAAUUCAGGACUUGAGGAACCAGUUGCAAUAUUAUACGGACUCCUCUUCCUCAUCAAAUCAGAAUCGAAGUCCUCUACCAAAGUUGACCUAUGCAAGUGAGCCCAUUUCAGCUUUCCAUUGUACAAAAACAGACUUAACUAAAGAAAGUGCAGAUGAAAAAUUCGAACAGGAGAGGCGUCACUGGACUGAAACAGAGAGUAAAUGGAUUUCUAUUUCAGAAGAGCUUAGACUUGACCUUGAAGCAAGUCGGUCGCUUGCUGAAAAGCUGAAGCAUGAACUUGACUCUGAGAGGAAGUGCACACAGGAGCUUAAGGAGGCACUGCAGACAGCAAUGCAGGGGCAUGCCCGAAUUCUAGAACAGUAUGCAGAUCUUCAAGAGAAGCACAUGGCCCUGCUUGGGAGGCACCGAAAGAUCAGUGAUGGGAUUGCAGAUGUAAAGAGAGCAGCAGCAAAAGCAGGAGUAAAAGGUGCUGAAUCUAAAUUUAUCAACUCCCUUGCUGCUGAAAUUUCAGCUUUAAAAGUGGGGAGAGAAAAAGAGAGGCAAUACUGGAGGGAUGAAAAUAAAGGGCUACAAGCUCAGCUAAGGGAUACUGCUGAAGCUGUACAGGCUGCUGGAGAACUUCUUGUUCGGCUGAAGGAAGCAGAAGAAGCUGCAGCUAUUGCUCAGAAACGAGCUUUUGUGGCAGAGGAAGAGACCAAGAAGGCCUAUGAAGAGAUUCAUAACUUGAAGAAAAAUCAUGAGAGGGAGAUAUGUACACUGAACCAGUUUCUUUCUGAAUCGCGCUUGCCAAAAGAAGCUUUGAGAUCGGCAUUUGCCGGUGCUGAUGUGGCAAAAUAUGAUGGUGGGGAGAGUCUCAGUGAUCAAAGGUGGAAGGAGGAAUUCGAACCUUUUCUCCAAGACAGAGAUAAUGACUUUUCAAGGGGAAAUGAGCCCACUUACACAUGGCAUUCUGGCUAUGACCGAUGCAACAUCUAAAAUGGUCAAGCAAGUCUCAGCUAUAUAUGUAUGUAUCCCUGGAAAUUUUGUUGUACACCUUAAGAAAUGAUAGUAUCUGUCAUGGAUCAGUAUACACCAGCAACGAGUCUCACAAUUUGUGAGAACUCUUGGUGAUUUUCAUCAACAUUUCCUCCCAUUAAAUUCAUCCCCUGUGUAAUUGCUUAUAUUUCAAUGUAGUCAUGAAUUUUGCUUCUUUCA